UGAAAACCGGUUACCCAGUAUCCAGGAAAAGUGGAAAAUAAACGUAGUAGUUUGUGACACUGUUUGGAUUUGGAAGAUUAAGGGCACAGUUUUGGAAAAAGAGAUGCAUGGUGGCGCUCCUGCCCCCUGAGAGUCAGAUAGCCAUACCCCAUCACCAUCACUCCAUGGAUGCGCCUGACGAAGAACAGCAGCAGGUUUCGUCGAACUCCAUCAAGAGCUGGGCCAAGCAGAUUGAGGAGAGCUAUCAGCUUCAGCUCCAGCUGGCACUUCGCCUCUCUGUAAAUGGUUGUUUGCAAUACUCGGACAAAAUUCUCGAUGGCUUCUACCUAAUCCAUGGGGUGGAUGCUUACACAUGGUCGAUAAGUUCUGAUCUGCAGAAUGUUGGUAUAAUUCCUUCAUUUGAAUCACUGAUGUCAAUAGAACCUUGCGAUGACUCGUCAAUUGUAGUGGUUGCUAUUGAUAAAUUUAGAGAUCCUGGUCUGAGAGAACUGCAAAGUAGAGUAGUCAGUCUUUCAAGUAGCUGGAAUUCUCGAAAAUUUGCAGCUGUUCAGGUUGCAAAUCUUGUUUAUAGUAGGAUGGGUGGAGGACGUUCAACUAAGGAAAAUUUAGGCUCACAGUGGAAGGAGUGCGCCCAAAAACUAAAAAGCUGCCUGAAUUCUGUCAUUCUUCCGAUUGGAAGCUUAGCUGUUGGUCUUUGUGUUCACCGAGCAUUGCUGUUUAAAGUGUUAGCUGACUUAAUUGACUUACCCUGCCGAAUUGCUAAGGGCUGCAAGUAUUGUAGCAGGGAUGUUGGCGCUUCAUGCAUAGUGCAAUUUGAUUCUGACAGGGAGUAUAUGAUUGAUUUAGUUGAAAGGCCUGGCUCAGUGUGCCAGCCUGACUCUUUGCUGAACUCUGCAUCAUCAAUGGUGGUCUCUUCACCAUUAUGUCACCCAAAGUUCAAGACAGUUGAAGCAGCUGGAUAUACUAAGACAUUAGCCCAAUCAUUUUUCUUGGACAGUCAAGGAUUGCACCAUAUAUUUGAUACAACAUCAGGUGGUAAAGUUAAUCUUAGUGACAGAAUGGAUGUAAAAGAAACUAGAACUUCUAGUGCACACUAUGCCCAUGGGAAUGACCACCUAGUUGCAUCGGGUCUUAGUGCAGAUGACUAUGUUUCCGUUACUGAAACAAACCCGUCUGUAGUUGAUCUUGGUGUGGAGGACCUAGACAUUCCAUGGAGUGAACUUGUUCUGAAGGAGAACAUUGGGGCAGGAUCAUUUGGAACUGUCAUUCGUGCAGAUUGGCGUGGUUCUGAUGUUGCUGUGAAGAUUCUUAAGGUGCAAGAUUUUGAUUCUGAGCGAAUAGAAGAGUUUCUGAAGGAGGUCUCCCUAAUGAAGCGCAUGCGGCACCCAAACAUUGUACUUCUGAUGGGUGCAGUAUUUCAACCCCCAAGGUUAUCUAUAGUAACAGAAUAUUUAUCAAGAGGCAGCUUGUAUGAACUUCUGCGCAUGCCUGGUGUUGGAAUAUCACUCAGUGAGAUGCGUCGUUUAAGCAUGGCUUAUGACGUGGCAAGUGGAAUGAAUUAUCUCCAUCAAAUGAGACCUCCCAUUGUUCAUGGAGAUUUGAAGUCCCCAAAUCUUUUGGUUGACAAUACAUACACUGUCAAGGUAGCUGACUUUGGCCUUUCACGAACAAAGGCAAAUACAUUCCUUUCAUCUAAAACUGCCGCUGGGACACCUGAAUGGAUGGCGCCAGAAGUCAUCCUAGGUAAACCAUCAAAUGAAAAAUGCGAUGUAUUCAGCUUUGCUGUAAUAUUGUGGGAACUAGUUACCCUGGAACAGCCAUGGAGACAGUUAAAUCCUUCACAGGUUGUUGCAGCUGUUGGUUUUAUGGACCAAAGACUAGAGAUUCCAAGCCAUGUAAAUCCUCAAGUGACUGCGUUGAUUGAGCUCUGUUGGGAUACUGAUCCCACAAGACGCCCUUCUUUCUCCCAUGUUAUGAAACGUUUGCGGCAAAUAACUGCCGAUGCAAAUGGGUGAACAAGUCCAUGCAAAAUAAUCCUCAAAUUGUGUACAGAAAACAGACAGCAAUACUGAAGCAAGAAAAUUUAAAGGGAUCAAAUUGACUGUAGCCUUAAUUGGAUUAAUUUAAAUGCAUCAACAUCAUCGUUGAUUAUCAUCAUCAUUAUUAUUAUUAUUAUUAUUAUUAU
Molecule: messenger RNA, 2185 nt
Organism: Arachis ipaensis
Lineage: Eukaryota; Viridiplantae; Streptophyta; Magnoliopsida; Fabales; Fabaceae
Source: RefSeq, a predicted model, not a curated record